GUACUCGAACUGUUGACGAGGUUUUCAUUCUAAAAGUUUUCGUCUCCUAACUUUUAAAUUAUGAAUCUUGGAGUGGUUCCAUGUUGCGAAUGCCAAAUUAAAGAGACGAUCAAAUCAAAGUUUUGAUUUUGUCUUCAGGCUUCCAGGAAUCGUAGUUCGUCAUUCACCAAUAGCCAAUCCUCUGAGCAGAUUCCAUCAAGUACAGUAUUGAUAACAAACCGGUGAUGGGUAAACAGCAAUCUAAUUCCAACUUGAAUCACGGCCAAAAUACUCAAUGAUUUUCUAGUGACACAUAAAUUCACGAAUUUUCGGAUCCCCUCAAAAUAUAGCCGUCAGGAAAAGUAGAUUCGCAUACACAGAAACUCGGUUUAAAAAAAUAAAAAAGAAACAAAACGAAUUGAAAGAAGGCUACUUACGACGCAAGCGCUCUGCAUUUUCGCCCUCUUUUUGGCCUUUUCUCCCUCUUUCUCUGCCCCUCGUGUUGUUUGUUGCGUGGCCGUGCCGCAGCUCCCGGGUGGAAUCCACACGAGACGUCGGCUGGGUGGUUUCAAAAGCAGCAGAUUCUCCGUCCUUCGUCGGGGAGGUGUGGACGGGGGGUGGUGGAAUAGGGUGGUGCGUGACGAAGGUAGUAGUAUAGUAGUAGUAGGCUGGCUGGGUUUUUGGUUGUACGUCUAAGAGAGAACAACUAGAGUGGCAGCCAGAGCUAGAACGGUCGGGCCACAGUUAGCCACGGAAGCGGCACAGAGUAGACGACAAAAGUUACACGCUCACGGCCACCAGCAAAAAUAGAGGCUUCGUCUGACGAACAGAAAAAAUCAAAUACAUAAAUUUUUUUUUUUCUUGAUCGAAUUCGAAGCCACGAUAUAUUUGAUAAAAAGUGAAGGAAACGGAAGAGCUCUAAACGGAUGUGCCUAUGCAAUAUCGUGUGCGUCAGCGUGCGUGAAAGUUUGCAGAAGUGAUAACAUUCGAAACGCUUCUUUAGCUUUACCUCUUUUUUCGUUUAUUUUCAUUUUUCGUUAUUUAUUUAUUUUAGUUGUGUGUGUGUGUGUUUUGGUUGUGUGUGAUCGAAAGCCAUCGACCGUUGUGCAGACUGAACCCUUGCAAGGUGCAAGUAUUUUCUGCGUUGUCCAGUGCGGAAGAAUUUUGUACCGCAACAAGCAUGACGUUGCAACGGCUGUUCAUCGUCACGCGGUCACCGCGACGUCAUUGCAUGUACAAAUCGUAAUGAGCAGUAAAAUCAUUGGAUGCAAAGUGUCCAGUGACUAUAUAGCGCUUAUUAUCGAUUAUCCAAUUGGCAGUUCAGCGGCCAAGAGUGAACUGGAAACUUUCAUUUCCACCCUGCCACUCAGUGCAGUGAACCAAAAGCAAUCCUACUACACCCACCUCCUCCCACCUCGACGUCGCCCUUCUUCCCAGUGUCUUGGCUUUGUAAUCUUGUUUACUCGAUGACUGUAUCCGCUCGCUCGUGGCUGGCGCUUCGGGCAUUAAACACACGCCUAGACCAACCAGCUGCUGAUAUGUAACGACAACUAGUCAAACCAAACAGCCGCAACAAACAAAUAGAUUUUGAUCAAAUUACCGCAACAACCCACAAAGAAAAGACAUUGAAAAGCUUUGCGGUUAUAGACGUUUGAAAUUCAGAAGAAAACAAAAUUGAAUAUGGCAGAUGGCUGAAAAACCAUAAUCGAUAUUUAUCGAGUGACCCAAAAAACAAAUCAAAUAAUUUACUCCGGGCGCAUACGCGUUUGUCUGUUGACGAAAGGGAGGGAAAGGUCAGCCCGUUGUCCUGACGGUCUUGCAGCCUUUCCCUGUGCACCGGAUGUCAUAAGGAAACAUUAAAGCCAAAAAAAAAAAAAAAAGGGAAGCCAUCACAUCUGGCGGGAUCUGGAGUUGUUGUCUUUUGUUGUGUGUGUGUGUGUGGCUGUUGUUUGGUGAAAGAACAACGGAAAACAGAAGAAAGAAUUAUCAGCUUCAAUCAUGUCCGGCCGAGAAGAAGGUGUCGGCUAAUGGACGAAGAAAAUUUGGAUUCGGUGCUGUUCGGCGUUUUUCUGAAUAAUAUUUAAUAAUAAUUUUUGAAUCCCUUUCCGGAUUCCUACUUGACGUAUCCGGUGAGCUAUCUUUGGUGUGGGCGAGUGUGCGUUGCCUUUUGUGCGUGUCGAAAAAGAAAAGUUUGCCACCGGAUAUUGGCUGCGGAGGGAACCGUCACGGCCUCAUCGGCCAAGUUUCUAGACCUGGACCGAACUAAACCUUAUCCAUAAUGGAGUGUUGAUACUUGCGCCCAUUGCAAGACCUACUUUGGCUGCAAACUUUGCGUAGCGCUAACGUCUUUCAAUUCUUUUUCUGGUGCUAUCCUGAAUCAUUGACAAGGCGACUGGUGCAAUCAACGACUUGGAUUUUCGUAUUACCCCAUUUUUUUUGUUUAUUUUGCCCUUGGUGAGCACACCCACCAUGGUGGCAUUUUGCUGAUCGGGGCGGCCAGUGUAACCACCAAAAUUUCGAAAAUUAACAGUAUCAAGGUAGUGAUGCCGGGAGGAAGGCGGGGCCUCGUGGCCCCGCAAAACACCUUCUUGGAGAACAUCAUCCGCCGUUGCAGUCAACAACCCGACAGCAGCUUCCUUCUGGCAAACGCUCAAAUCGUCGACUAUCCCAUCGUCUACUGCAACGAAUCCUUCUGCAAGAUCUCUGGCUACAACCGAGCAGAAGUGAUGCAGAAAUCGUGUCGCUGUUCGUUCAUGUGCGGCGAGAUGACGGACAAGGAGACGAUCCAGCGGGUGGACGAGUGCCUCGAGCAGUACACUCAAGACCAGUUUGAGAUUCUGCUCUACAAGAAGAACCGUUCGCCGUUGUGGCUGCUGUUGCAGAUAGCGCCCAUUAAAAAUGAGCGAGACGUCGUCGUCCUCUUCUUGUGCACUUUCCGCGACAUCACCGCCCUCAAGCAGCCGCUCGAGAGUGAAGAAUCAAAAGGUCUGAGCAAGUUCGCUAAACUGGCCCGUUCAGUGACACGCAGCCGGACCGUUUUGGUCUCGCAAUUCUCCUCGCACAUCCCGGCCGCUACGAAGGAAGUGGCUGCCAUCAAUAAGCAGUCCAACUUUGCUCACAUGAUGAGCCUGAAUGCGGACGUUCUUCCGCAGUACCGCCAGGAGGCACCUAAAACGCCGCCGCACAUCCUGCUGCAUUACUGCGCCUUUAAGGCCCUGUGGGACUGGAUCAUCCUGUGCCUCACCUUCUACACGGCCAUCAUGGUGCCCUACAACGUUGCCUUUAAGAAUAAGACGUCGGAAGACGUUAGUUUGCUGGUGGUCGAUUCGAUCGUCGACGUCAUCUUCUUUAUCGACAUCGUACUCAAUUUUCACACGACCUUCGUUGGACCGAACGGCGAAGUCGUUUCCGACCCCAAAGUCAUCCGAAUGAACUACCUCAAGAGCUGGUUCAUCAUCGACCUGCUCUCCUGUUUGCCUUACGACGUCUUCAACGCGUUCGACCACGACGAAGACGGUAUCGGGAGUUUGUUCAGCGCUCUGAAAGUGGUCCGAUUAUUGCGACUGGGCCGUGUGGUGCGCAAAUUGGACCGCUACUUGGAGUACGGAGCGGCUAUGCUGAUUUUAUUGCUCUGCUUCUACAUGCUGGUGGCCCACUGGCUGGCCUGCAUUUGGUACUCGAUCGGACGCUCCGACGCCGACAAUGGUGUCCAGUACAGCUGGUUAUGGAAGCUGGCCAACGUCACACAAUCACCGUACGCUUACGUCUGGUCCAAUCAGAGCAAUUCACCCGAACUGGUCAACGGGCCGGCCCGCAAGACCAUGUACGUCACGGCGCUCUAUUUCACGAUGACUUGCAUGACGAGCGUGGGUUUCGGCAACGUCGCCGCUGAAACCGACAACGAAAAAAUAUUCACCACCUGCAUGAUGAUUAUCGGAUCCUUAUUGUACGCUACGAUCUUCGGUCACGUAACGACCAUCAUCCAGCAGAUGACAUCAGCGACGGCCAAGUAUCACGAGAUGCUCAACAACGUACGCGAGUUCAUGAAAUUGAACGAAGUUCCGCGUGCGCUAUCCGAACGCGUCAUGGAUUACGUCGUCUCCACCUGGGCCAUGUCCAAAGGACUGGAUACGUGCAUGGUGUUGAAUUAUUGCCCGAAAGACAUGAAGGCCGACAUUUGCGUCCACCUCAAUCGGAAGGUGUUCAACGAGCAUCCAGCAUUCCGGUUGGCCAGCGACGGAUGCCUCAGAGCCUUAGCUAUGCAUUUCACAAUGGCUCAUUCAGCUCCUGGUGAUUUGUUGUAUCAUACGGGCGAGUCUAUCGACACGCUCUGCUUCAUUGUCACGGGCUCGUUAGAGGUCAUCCAGGACGAUGAGGUCGUCGCCAUCUUGGGUAAAGGUGACGUCUUCGGCGACACAUUCUGGAAGGAAGGAACGGUGGGUCAAUCAGCAGCCAACGUGCGGGCAUUGACUUAUUGCGAUCUGCACGCCAUCAAACGGGACAAGCUCAUCGAAGUCUUGGAUUUCUAUCACGCAUUCGCCAAUUCCUUUGCCCGCAAUCUCAUCCUCACUUACAAUCUGCGGCACAGACUGAUAUUUCGGAAAGUGUCGGACAUGAAACGUGAGAAGGAACUGGCGGAGCGGCGGAAAAACGAGCCGAAACUGGACCAAAGUCAAGACCAUUUGGUGCGCAAAAUUUUCUCUCGAUUCCGUAAAGGAGGAUCGACUUCUUCCGGCAAUCUUCUAUCCGGCAUCGGUGCGCCUCCGUCGAGUACUCCGGCACCCACCGCGGGCAACGCCAAUAGCAACGGUCCGUGCGGCUCGCAGGCCGGGACGCCGAGCCACAGCGGCCGCGAUGUGGAACGCGGUGAAUUGCUUCAACAUCAGCUGUCGGGAGAAUUCGACCUGUCCGCUGGGCAACAGCACAUUCGUUCGGGAAGUAGUAGCCCCCGUCGGGAGAAGAUUGGACUCGUGAAAGCCGUCAAGGAAGACGAAACAGCGUCGAGCGGAUCUCGGGCCAGUUCGGCGAAAAGUAAAUGGGGUAGAAUGAUGCGCGGUAGUUCCGGCUCUAGCGACGCUGUACAGGAGAGCGAACCGAGCGGGAGUACGCAAACAACUGCUGCGACAGCCAAUCCCGCAGCGACGGCCGCUUUGAAAAUGAUGGAAACAGCGACGGCGAGCGGUCGAGCGCAAUCGGCCGGCUCAGGCAACAAAAUCCAUCCCAAGUUGAGUCGAGUGCCGGAGAGACAGGAAACGAGCGUGGACGAAGCCCUUCCGCUGGAUCGGAGCCGGCUUACAGCCAGCCAAGCGUUCAGCACAACCGUGUCUGCGGAUUACAAUCCGCCCGCUAGCCAUUCGCAGCGGCAGAUGACCAGGUCGGAUUCAUCGUCCAUCAUCGAGUCGUUCACAGAGCUCAAACAAGAGGUCCGCAGCGAAGUCCAGCGAAUUAAUCACAAAAUGUCGCGAUUGGAGGACAUCCUGGGCGAAAUUCUUGUCCGUUUGACGCCGGCCAGCGUUGCGGCAGCCACGGCCACGCCCGUCAAACCGCCACCUCCACCUCUGCCGAGCGCCCGAUCGCCCGGUGGCCGCGUCCGUCACGCUCAAGUCGCUCCCGCUCCAUCAGACGUGGCGCCCUCUUUAUCGACGCAACCGUUUUUGAACGUGCCGGCUAACGUCGAUGCGACAACGACCCCUGUAGCUAUUGACAUCGAUAGUGGCGCUAGUUCACGUCCGACCGGACGCAGCGCCGGUGGCACUCGAAGUCGAAGCCGUCCGAGGUCGGCGGGAACGGGCGACAAGCUGACGACACAAUUUCAAGAGUAUGUCUGACAGUUUGAUUUUGUUUUUUUGCGAGUGAAAUAACAAAAAAAAAAAAAGGAAACAAUAAUUCUUGAAACUUAUGGUAAUAAUUUUUUGAUCAAUAAUUGGUUGGAUGAGGUGGCAAAUAAAGAGACAGAGAGAUCCGACUCAGAAUGGACUUACACACACAAUUAUAUCUCAAUUUGAAUUGAAGUUUUUGAUUCUAUUAUCUAUACAUACACACAUGUACAUAAUGUUACGUCAUCACAAAGAGACAGAAUGCAAUCAUGAAAUGACGUGUGUAACUUAUUAUUCUUUUUUUCUUUUCUUAUUUUCCUCUCUAGUCUUCAAUUGUUUUUCAUCCCGCUCUCUUUUUUUCCCUUUUUAAAUGUUGUUAUCAUUAUGCGUGUUUACUCCGGUUCCAUUGUUUUCCCUUUUUUUUUUUAAAUCAUCUCACUAUUUAUGUUUUUACCUAUUUACUCUUUAUAAUUAAUUCCCAAUUUUUCAACACGAUCAAUUAGUGAGCGCUCAACUUUGAGUCGUGGAAUUUUAUUCAAUCCCAUUUUUUUUUUCUUUGUUUCAUUUCCUAUUUUUGAACUUAGUACAUUUCUAGUCUAUUCGCCUUUGAUUUCGAAUAGCUCGGCGCCUAAUUUUUGAGGUACUUUAUUGAUAUGAGCUUGAUGCAAAUCUCACCUCUCUCCCUCUCAAAAAUCUGGAAUAAAAAAAAAAGCCAAACGAAUCACAGAAAAUGAAGGAAACGAAAAACAUUUUGUACAUCUCCUCUCUCUCCGUUCUGUGUUCUAUGCAAGAUGAGCCUCUCUGUAAAUGAUAUUAGUCUACUGGAGCGUAUAUCAGCCGAGUUUGCGUGAGAAUAAAGAGCGCGGGAGCUUAUAAGUUUGGAGAAGCUUAGCGAACGCGUAUUAGCGUGAACGAGUUAUCAUUUUGGUUGAUACCCUGAAAAUAAAAUUCUUCUCUGCUGCUUACCCCACCUGCAAGUCUGUAAACGAAAAAAAGGGGGAAAGAAAAUUGGGCAUUUGUCUUUUUCUAUUUCCAUAUGAUUUUUAUUUUUCCUAUACUUUUAACUCACUUAAAAGCUCUGCGUUUAGCCUUCGGAAAGCAAAACACAUCCGUUGAAGAUAAAAACGGGAAAGAGAGAAAGAGAGAGAGGAAGGAAACCGAUAAAAUUGGUCUCGAACAUAGGGCAUUAUUUUGCGCUCCUUCAGCCAUAUAAGUAUUUGCAUGCAGAGGAACAAAAUAAAGAAAGGCUGUUUAUCAAACAACAAUAUCGAUCCGUCCACUCUCUUCAAUAAAAUUAUAAGCCCUCUAAGGAUGAAUAGGAUGAAUAGGAACGACUUUUGUGGGACAACAGCAUCACAGGCACACAUUGCAAAACACAACCAAAACUCUCUUUCAAACUAUAUGCGUUGUUGUAGAUUAUAUACAGUUAAAAACAUAAGCGCAAUCUCUUGGCAUUGUGUGUUCAUUCAUAAUCCAGGGGGAGACGCUAUUAGAUGCAGAUCGAAUUUAUACAAAGGAAGCAAGUCAAAACGAGAGAGGAAUAGAGGGCAGCCAUAGUUUUUUUUGGAGAGGGACCAUUCAAGUAGACGAAAAGAAAAAUCAUUGCAUAACAUCUUACGCCACGUCCGGCCAUCAUAAGACAUCCCUCAGUUUCCAAGCCUCUUUUUUUUUUUCAUUUUUCUAAAAUUGACUUUUACCUUUUCUUCUCGCUGGUUUACAAAUUGAAAUUGAUUUAAGAAAAACUCAUUUUGUCCGUGUCCCAUCAUAUCUAUGUUUUCUCUUUAUUUGAAUAUAUAGGCGCCUGUUGUCUGUAUAGACGCUCUGAUGUGUACUAUUACCUAUUUACCUAUAUACCACUCACUAUCACUGCAUUUGUAUUUUACAAUUUGAUAUGUACAUAAAUGCAUCAUACACAACCGUUCGAUCUGAA
Daphnia magna is the source of this 7725-nucleotide messenger RNA. It is a transcript of the gene eag, whose product is annotated as potassium voltage-gated channel protein eag. NCBI's taxonomy places the organism in Eukaryota, Metazoa, Arthropoda, Branchiopoda, Diplostraca, Daphniidae. The transcript has 11 exons. Gene Ontology annotation, cellular component: membrane. The coding region runs from base 2523 to 5807 and encodes 1094 amino acids. Gene Ontology annotation, biological process: potassium ion transmembrane transport; regulation of membrane potential. Gene Ontology annotation, molecular function: voltage-gated potassium channel activity. The record is from RefSeq and is a predicted model, not a curated record.